Molecule: messenger RNA, 1203 nt
Organism: Colletotrichum spaethianum
Lineage: Eukaryota; Fungi; Ascomycota; Sordariomycetes; Glomerellales; Glomerellaceae
Exons: 3
Coding region: 1-1203 (400 amino acids)
Source: RefSeq, a predicted model, not a curated record
AUGGUCGACAUCCGUGACGGCAGCCUUGCGAAGCCUAUGGGUGGAACACUCGGCUCAACGGAUGCCGCAACUGGCGCUCCGCAGAACCUGAAGGGCGAGAGUGUCGAGAAUGAAGCUAGCAACUUCAUCACCAGUGUCUCAGCUAUCGCUACGAAUUUGCUGACCGGCAAGGAUCCUCACGGCGCUCCAAAUGAAGUCGAGGGAGGGAGCAAACAAGGGUUCAAACCCCAGCUUGAUGUAACAACUAUGGCAGUUGUCAAGGACAAGGCCGAGGGGGUGGAUAGACCGUCGCAAGACAAAACUAAGGCACCUAUGGAGGAGAAAGUUUGGUUCAUCUUUUUCACCGUUUUGGUCGAUACUGAUUUUGUCAGCAUUCUGGUGCCUACUCCUCCUUUUGACCAGCAGAACCACCAGAGACGACUUGCUGCCUACAUUGUCCCUAUAGCCGCGGCGUCAAUUGUACUCUCUCAGGACAUUGUCAUCAGCGGCACGACGUUUGCUCUGGGUGUCGCACAAGUCAAGCAUGCUCCGCCAAACAAAGCCAUUGAUAUUGAUGAGGAUGUUGUUGGUGCAUCUAUGGGUGAUAAUCCGUUGGGUGCAUCGCAAGAUCAACUCGAAAAUGUUGCUGAGCGCGACGAUGAGAUGGCAGACCAUGCUGGUGGCGAAGACACAGAAGUCCAGCAAGCUCUUGGGCAUGGGAGUAAACGGGAGAAGAUCUUUGGUCUCUUGAAGGGUGGCGCUAAGGAGGUUGCCAAAGCUACCAGCACGGUUGACAAAAUCAGGGCCAAGGCUGGGUCUGAGAAUGCAAAGACGCGCGUCGGAGCACUGCCGUCAUCGAACGACGAUGUGCAGACCAUUGGACCCGUAGAAUUCAGCGCCCGCUUCGAAGGGGAAAAGGGAUUUGUUUACGUCAACGCGGCUGCCGGUUUCGUGGCGUUCAACAAGAAUUCCAUCACCGAGGAGAACCUUGAUACAGUGUGGGCUGUCAACAUUGACGGCAUCACUCAACUCAGGAAGCAUUCUGGUUAUGGAAUGAAAGCUAAGCUUGCUUCCGGAUGGGCAACGGAUGGACCGAUUUACGAUAGCCUGAGGAUCGUUGAUCAGGAGAACAAGCACUUUGUUGUGACGGCUCUUCCUUACAGGGACGCGCUUUUCAAUCGACUAUGCGCAAUUGGCAAGCACACUAAGUGGGAGGUUUGGUAA